Molecule: messenger RNA, 303 nt
Organism: Lolium perenne
Lineage: Eukaryota; Viridiplantae; Streptophyta; Magnoliopsida; Poales; Poaceae
Product: histone H4-like
Cellular component (GO): nucleosome
Molecular function (GO): structural constituent of chromatin; DNA binding; protein heterodimerization activity
Source: RefSeq, a predicted model, not a curated record
AUGUCGGGCCGUGGCAAGGGAGGCAAGGGCUUGGGCAAGGGUGGCGCCAAGCGCCACAGGAAGGUGUUGCGCGACAACAUCCAGGACAUCACCAAGCCGGCGAUCCGGAGGCUUGCUCGCCGUGGCGGCGUGAAGCGCAUCUCCGGCCUCAUCUACGAGGAGACCCGCGGCGUGCUCAAGAUGUUCCUCGAGAACGUCAUCCGCGAUGCCGUCACCUACACCGAGCACGCACGCCGCAAGACCGUCACCGCCGUCUACGCGCUCAAGCGCCAGGGACGCACCCUCUACGGCUUCGGCGGCUGA